This is a messenger RNA of Durio zibethinus, 1494 nucleotides long. RefSeq names its product GLABRA2 expression modulator-like. NCBI's taxonomy places the organism in Eukaryota, Viridiplantae, Streptophyta, Magnoliopsida, Malvales, Malvaceae. The record is from RefSeq and is a predicted model, not a curated record.
CCCAGCAGUCAAACUUGUCCAUUCGCAUCUCAUUGGCGCUAAAAAAAGUCAUCAGAUUGGACCGCCAUCAUCGGCCCUUCCGCGCCGGUAAACCCAUUUCCCUAAAUUCCAAAAUCUUUCUUUAAAAAAAAAAAAAAAAAAAAAACCAUUUAAAUUUUCAAAUACGAUUCUUUCAAUUUCAAACAAAUCCAAGUAAACCGAAAGGGAAAAGUAUAAAGUAGCCACAAUGAUCAAAUAACAGCCACCGGAUAAACUUCCAGCAAAAAAAUCCCUCACGCGCGCCCUUUUUUUCCUCGAACGUUCUAGAAGAAUGGCACAAUCGAAGACGGAAACUGGGCCAAAGUCCAGCUCAACGCAAUCUCCUUCUCAGGAACCGAGCCCGAAAGAGUCGGAUCCCGCAAUGGAUGCGGACGGUUUUGUUAUGGUGCCAACAGCAGAGCCAGAGAAAAAGGAAGAGAAAGAGACUCAGAAUCCAAAAGAGAUUCAGAUUCAAAGCGAGCAAUCACCGAGCCGAACAUCAUCCGGGUCGAGGAAAUCGGUUCAUUGGAACCCCGAAUUGGUUAGUGAAUCGUCUGCCGCGGAUCACAGCGCCACUAUGUCCGCUCCUAACGGAUCCAAUCCUUACAUUGCUCACGCUCCUGCUCCGGAAUCUUCUUCGACUUCCUUCAAAGAGAAGAUGGAUAUAGUGAGGGAUGUUUUAGGGAGAUGGGGGAGGAAAGUGGGAGAAGCGACGAGGAAAGCCGAGGACCUGGCCGGGAACACGUGGCAGCACUUAAAAACAAGCCCGAGUUUUGCUGAGGCUGCCAUGGGAAGAAUUGCUCAGGGAACAAAGGUUUUAGCAGAAGGUGGCUAUGAGAAGAUUUUUAGACAAACUUUUGAAACAGUUCCUGAAGAGCAACUCCAAAAUUCAUUCGCAUGUUACUUAUCCACAUCAGCAGGUCCUGUCAUGGGAGUUUUAUAUGUAUCUACAGCAAAGCUUGCAUAUUGCAGUGACAGUCCUCUUUCCUAUAAAAAUGGUAGCCAGACUGAAUGGAGCUACUAUAAGGUAGUUAUCCCAUUGCAUCAACUUAAAGCAGUUAAUCCUUCAACAAGCCGAGUCAGUCCCUCGGAAAAGUACAUCCAAGUUAUCUCUGUCGAUAGUCAUGAAUUUUGGUUCAUGGGCUUCUUAAACUACAACGGUGCUGUUACAUGCCUACAGGAAGCUUUGCAACUCAAUAACUUACAGUCUGUGUGAUACCGUUUCUAGUAGCAUAACCUUCACUCAGUUGUAUGACGAUUAUCAUGCAAAGCAUUCACUCUGCUGCUUAGAAGCAUCUGAUAAUACAUGUUCCUUCCGAAGCUCUUCAAUAUUCUAUGGAAAUGAAAAUUUAGGUAAAGGUAGAAUUUAUAUCUGGAUAUCAGAUGACAGUUAUAAGAAGAGAAUAUAAUGAACCUGUUCUGGUUUAAGCUCAUGUCAUUGUAAUGUCAGUUGCUAUAAACCGUUCAGUGACUUGA